Molecule: messenger RNA, 2253 nt
Organism: Anopheles gambiae (African malaria mosquito)
Lineage: Eukaryota; Metazoa; Arthropoda; Insecta; Diptera; Culicidae
Exons: 1
Coding region: 32-2005 (657 amino acids)
Source: RefSeq, a predicted model, not a curated record
UCGCUGCGACGCAUUCAACCCGAAUCCCGCAAUGUGGUGGCGUCGUCGUGUCCAGCUACUAAUAGCCCCCCUGUGGUUCCACUGCUGCUGUUGGGCCCAGCCGCCACUCCCAACGCAGCCGCUGGUCAACCUGGCCGACAUCGUGGGUGUGGUGCUGCACACCCACUUCCGGACACCGUUCGCCACCACCCUGGUGACGGUGCGUAGCGCCACCCAGCGCGGGGCCUGGCUGCAGCAGGACCUGCUCGAGCGGCUGCUCGUCCGCCACGGCCAGGGCCAGCUGGUGGUGCAGCUGGAGGGAGUGCCGUCGCCGGUCCAGCUGCUGCACCGCCAUCCGCCCUGGUCGCGCACGCUGCUGCUGGCGGAAAGCUACGACGCCCUGCGGACCGUGUUCGGCCAGCUCACGCCCGACCGGUUCGACUUUACCGGGCGCUACCUGAUCGCGCUCAGCGAGGCGCCCGCCACCCUCGCCACCGUCGACCGCAUCUUUCACGAGCUGUGGUUGCGCCAGAUCGUGAACGUGGUCGUGGCGCUGCGCCCGCUCGACGACGACCAUUCCUCCGCGGCGGCGGCGGCCGGCCCGGUCCAGCUCUGGACGUACUUCCCGUUCUCGCCCGGUCUGUGCCGCAUCCCGAAGCCCCACCUGCUGUUCACCUGGCCGAACGAUACGCUGCUGUACGGGGUCGACUUCUAUCCGCGCAAGAGCGACCAGUUCCACGGCUGCCCGCUGCGCGUGGGCAGCUUCGAGACGCGCCCGUUCACCAUCCUGGCCGGCGGGGACGGCGCGAACCCGCCGGCGGUGGGCGGCUUCGAGGGCGACCUGCUGCACAGCCUGUCCGCGCGGCUCAACUUCCGGGAGGACGUGCGGGUGCCCCCGCGCGCCCAGCAGUGGGGCGAGGCGGCGUUCGAGAACAGCACCGGCCUGAUGCGCAUGCUCUACACGGAGGAGGUCGACUUCGGCCUCUCCUGUCUCGGCGUGUCGGUCGAGCGGUCCGCCAUGCUGAAGGCGGGCAAGGUGCACUUCACCACCGACCUGGUGGUGGUGGUGCCGCCCGGCAAACCCUACACCGCCUUCGAGAAGCUGUUCCAACCGUUCCAGCCCCCGGUCUGGCUGGCGGUUGGGUUCUGCACCGGGGUCGGGCUCGGGGUGCUCGCCACCCUGCGCCUCCUGCCGCUGGACGGCCGCCGGCGGGCGACCGUGCGGCGCUACGUGGCGGGCGACGCGCGGCUCCAGGCGCCCGCCCUCAACCUGGUGCGCGUCCUGCUCUCCUCCCCGCUGCCCUUCACCCCGACCGGUACCUUCCCGCGGACGCUGCUCGCCCAGUGGAUGCUGGUGUCGCUGCUGCUGAGCCUGCUGUACCAGGGUUCACUCUUCCAGUACCUCCAGCGGGCCUCGACCCACCCGCCGAUGCGCACGCUCGCCGAGAUCGAUCGGGCCGGCGCGCUGUACCACAUCGCGAGCUCGGCCCGCCGCUUCUUCCUGCCCUAUCCGCAGCGGCUCUCGCGGCUCCGAUACUUCCCGCCGGUGCCGGACAGCAUUGCCGCCUGGCUGCGGUGGAUGGGCAGCCAUCCGGGCGAGCCGCACGUCGCCAUGUGCACCCGGGACCACGUGGCGUACCAUAACGCGCAGCACGGCCGGACGGACGGCCGGCAGCUGCUGAUAGCGCGCGAAUCGAUGGCCCUGUACGCGAUCACCAUCCUGUACCCGAAGCGGUCCAUGCUGACCGCCAGCUUCGACCAGCACAUCGAGCGGAUCGGCUCGUCCGGCCUGCUCAAGUACUGGUCGGCCCGGUACGGGGACUACCACUUUGGGGAGUCACGCGCCUCCUCCUCCUCCACGACCGACCAGCGGGCAACGGCGACGGCCGGACCGCGACCGGUCAGCGUGGAGCAGCUGGCCGGCGCACUACAGCUGCUGCUCGGAAUGCUGCUCGCCGCGACGCUCCUCUUUCUGGUGGAGCUUGGCUGGGCGCGACACACGCGACGAUGGAGACACAACUGCUAGAAUUUGACGCACAUAACGCGUUUAUUUACAUACAAAAGAGGAAGGACAAAAAUAGUAAAAAGCUCCCCGGUAUACUAAGGUACCCAAACUAAUAAGAACAGUGUCACUUAAUAAAAGAAAUACAACUGAGCGAAACAUUGAGUUACCUAAAUUGAUUCACAAGAAAACGACACAACUUCUACCGAUGUGAAAGUAGAAACAAAGGAACCGAUUGAGAAGAUCAAAAAGAACAAGAAGACGAUGAUAAU